Molecule: messenger RNA, 1075 nt
Organism: Drosophila suzukii
Lineage: Eukaryota; Metazoa; Arthropoda; Insecta; Diptera; Drosophilidae
Gene: Echs1
Product: Enoyl-CoA hydratase, short chain 1
Biological process (GO): fatty acid beta-oxidation
Cellular component (GO): mitochondrion
Molecular function (GO): enoyl-CoA hydratase activity
Source: RefSeq, a predicted model, not a curated record
GGGGAAGACACGCGUUCACACUUUCCCGUCGAGAGCGCCAAUAUUGCUCCAGUGCUCCGAAGCCCGGCUAAGAGUCCCCUUGAAAAUGUCCAACAUUGCUAAGAUCUUCGCCUCCCGUGCCCAGGGUGUCCUGCAGGCAGCCGCUCGCCAGCCACAGGUGGCCACCCGGUUCAGCAGCUCCUCCACCAACAGCUGGGAGUACAUCAAGACCGAAGUGGCCGGCGAGGGCAAGAACGUGGCUGUGAUUACCCUAAACCGUCCCAAGGCCUUGAAUGCUCUCUGCAACGGCCUGAUGAAGGAGCUGUCCACCGCACUGCAACAGUUUAGCAAGGAUCAGAGCAUCGCCGCCAUCGUCUUGACGGGCAGCGAGAAGGCCUUCGCCGCUGGAGCCGAUAUCAAGGAGAUGGUGGGCAACACAUACUCGCAGUGCAUUCAGGGAAAUUUCCUGAACGACUGGACUGAGGUGGCCCGCACUCAGAAGCCUAUCAUUGCGGCCGUGAACGGCUACGCCUUGGGCGGUGGCUGUGAGCUAGCCAUGAUGUGCGACAUCAUCUAUGCUGGGGACAAGGCCAAGUUCGGCCAGCCGGAGAUUGCCCUGGGCACCAUUCCCGGAGCCGGAGGCACCCAGCGUCUGACCCGCGUCGUUGGCAAGUCCAAGGCCAUGGAAAUGUGCCUCACCGGCAACAUGAUUGGCGCCCAGGAGGCGGAGAAGCUUGGACUGGCCAGCAAGGUGGUGCCCGCCGACCAGCUGCUCGGUGAGGCCGUAAAGCUGGGCGAGAAGAUCGGCUCCCACUCGAAUCUGAUCGUGCAGCUGUGCAAGGAGGCCGUAAACACGGCCUACGAGACCACUCUCCAGGAGGGUCUGAAGUUUGAGCGUCGCACCUUCCAUGCUACGUUCUCAACAGCCGAUCGCAAGGAGGGCAUGACCGCCUUCGCCGAGAAGCGCCCGGCCAAGUUCACCAACGAAUAAGGCCCGAUGGUAGUACGACCCCUCCCAGCCAGCAAUGCAUUUAUAUUCUUGUAACAAAAUCAGUUGUUUGUACGCAAUUAAAACUUUAAUCGUGAUAAUUUGAAA